Messenger RNA from Echinops telfairi (small Madagascar hedgehog), 1582 nucleotides. It is a transcript of the gene CFAP73, whose product is annotated as cilia and flagella associated protein 73. The coding region runs from base 75 to 986 and encodes 303 amino acids. The transcript is spliced from 8 exons. NCBI's taxonomy places the organism in Eukaryota, Metazoa, Chordata, Mammalia, Afrosoricida, Tenrecidae. The record is from RefSeq and is a predicted model, not a curated record. Gene Ontology annotation, biological process: spermatid development.
CUCCCCGGUCCAUUGGAGCCCCCAGACCCUCCUGAGCGUGUGCAGAACCCCAAGCAGUAGUGGAAGGAGACAGGAUGGCGGUGGCCUGGGAGGAGUAUUUCCGGCUGGCCUUAAAGGAGAAGCUGGCUAGGAAGAUUCCGGAGCUGAAGGUGAACCCCUUCCCCCCGGUGCUGCGGCUGCUGGAGAAGAAGCAGGAGCUGGCAGAUGCAGACCGGGCCCUGCAGGCCCAGAAAGAGGUAUUCCAAACCAAGAUGGCCACGCUCCAGCAGCGGCGGAAACAGCUGGAACAGAGGGAGCAGGAGCUCAAGGGGUCCUUCUUCCGCUUUGACAAGUUCUUGCAGGACUCAGAGGCCCGGCGCCGCCGUGCGCUGAGCCGGGCGGCGGAGGAGCGACACCUCGCAGAUCGUCAGGAGGCCGAGGCCCGGCGGCUGGCGGCCCAGCUGGAGGAGCUGCGGCGGGAGCGUGCUAGGCUGCAGCGCAGCCUGGAGCGCCUGGCGCCGUGCGCGCGGCUGCUGGAGCAGGUGCUGGAGCAGCUACCCGAGUUCCAGGGGGUCCCCGAGCUGGUGGCGCGCUUCGAUGGCCUGGCCGACAUGGAGGCGGCGCUGCAGCGCACGGAGCGUGAGCGGCUGGCGGAGCUGGAGACGGCGCGGGCGCAGCUGCAGCGGCUGCGGGACACCUGGCAGGACGAGGUGCUGCGGCAAAGCCAGCGGCGCGCGCAGCUGCAGCAGCGGCUGGAGGAGGCCCGCGAGCGCACGCUGCACUGGGAAUCCAAGUGGAUUCAGAUCCAGAACACAGCAGCCGAAAAGACCCUGCUCCUGGGACGGGCCCGGAUGGCAGCGCUGAACCUGUUCCAGAUGGUGUGCCAGCAUCAGAGGCAGCCACCUGCCCUGGACCUGGAGGACACUGAGGGGCAGCUGGAGCAGGUAAAGCUGUUCUUCCAAGACCUGUCUGGCAUGCUGGCCAGCCUGCGCCAGGCUGAACCUUGACUCCGUGGGCGCCCCGGCCAAAGGCGCCCCUCUGUAGCUCCCGGGCUCGGUGGCGGUUGCGGGCUGAGAGCUGCUUGAGGCCCCCGCGUUGCAGGAAGUGCAUCUUCUGUGUUCGGCGUCGCUGCUUCAGGAUCUGCUGCUUGGUCUUCAGCUCAGAGUGCACUCGGCCUGUGGGGGUGCCCGUGGGAUGGGGCGAGGCACCUGCAGUGGGGAGCCCAGGGCUCAAUCCAGGGGUCUGUGCCAACCCUCCCCAUCUCCUCUGCCCAGCAGUCCCAGGCUGCUCCCCACCUCCACAUACAUGCCUGGCAGUGGCGUCUGGCAGGCAUAGAUUGGGGGUCCAGACAGACUGACUAAAGAGCACCACAGCGUGCAGCCUGGAACUGGGACUGCAGGGGCUUGAACCCCAAUAGCCACCUCUUGGACCUCCCCUCCUUACUGUUCCCUACCUCAGUUUCCCCACCUGUAGGUUAGGAGUAACACCCUCUUCCUGAGAAGCUACCGGGGCGUGUGUGCAUGAGCUAAUACUACGUGCAGAGCACGGGGCCUGCAGGGUAGGGCAGACCUGCCCCCUGGAGGCCCGGGGCUCUAAACCUCUC